This is a messenger RNA of Anoplophora glabripennis (Asian longhorned beetle), 2752 nucleotides long. It is a transcript of the gene pAbp, whose product is annotated as polyadenylate-binding protein 4-like. Lineage: Eukaryota; Metazoa; Arthropoda; Insecta; Coleoptera; Cerambycidae. Gene Ontology annotation, molecular function: RNA binding. The coding region runs from base 240 to 2123 and encodes 627 amino acids. The transcript has 3 exons. Gene Ontology annotation, cellular component: ribonucleoprotein complex. The record is from RefSeq and is a predicted model, not a curated record.
UUGUUAAACAUUAGUGUGUGAGCGUGUGGUGUUGUGCCCGUUUCACAACCCACCUAAAAAAAAGUGAAAUAAUUUACUUAAAAAUACAAAAAAAAUAUAAAAACUUCCCAAAAAUAUAAAAAAAAUCGAAAAAACAGUGGAAAAAAAGGAAAAUAAACGAUAAAUUAUUUUUUUCGUUUCAUAUGUUAAGGGAGCGUAGCAUUUGAUAAAUCUGUGUAUUUGUAGUGUAGCUAUACAAAAUGAAUCCAGGCGCCCCAAAUUACCCUAUGGCGUCUCUGUACGUUGGGGAUCUACACUCAGAUAUUACCGAGGCAAUAUUGUUUGAGAAAUUUUCCACUGCUGGACCUGUGCUUUCCAUCCGCGUGUGCAGAGAUUUGAUAACACGUAGAUCUCUGGGCUAUGCCUAUGUUAAUUUUCAACAGCCUGCUGAUGCUGAACGUGCGUUAGAUACGAUGAAUUUUGAUUUAGUCAAGGGAAGGCCUAUUAGAAUUAUGUGGUCUCAACGAGAUCCGUCUCUAAGAAAAUCUGGUGUCGGUAACGUGUUCAUUAAGAAUCUUGACCGUUCCAUUGAUAACAAGGCGAUGUAUGAUACAUUUUCCGCUUUCGGAAAUAUACUUAGUUGUAAAGUAGCCCAAGAUGAAAAUGGAACUAGUAAAGGUUAUGGAUUUGUUCAUUUUGAAACUGAGGAAGCUGCCAAUAAAUCUAUUGAAAAAGUAAACGGUAUGUUGCUUAAUGGAAAGAAAGUUUACGUAGGCCGCUUUAUUCCACGUAAAGAAAGGGAAAAGGAAUUGGGGGAGAAGGCCAAAUUGUUUACCAAUGUGUAUGUAAAGAAUUUCGGUGAAGAUCUUUCCGAAGAACAACUUCGUGUCAUGUUUGAGAAGUAUGGUAAAAUUACUAGUUACAAGAUUAUGAGCAAAGAUGAUGGGAAAUCAAAAGGAUUUGGUUUUGUUGCUUUUGAGAGCCCAGAAGCUGCAGAAACUGCAGUGGAAGCUCUAAAUGGUAAAGAAAUCGUAGAAGGUAAACCGCUGUAUGUUGGACGGGCCCAGAAGAAAGCGGAACGUCAACAGGAAUUGAAACGCCGUUUUGAAGCAUUAAAAAUGGAAAGACUUAAUCGUUAUCAAGGUGUAAAUUUGUAUGUCAAAAAUUUGGAUGAUACAAUUGAUGAUGAACGUCUUCGCAAGGAAUUUUCACCAUUCGGCACAAUAACUUCUGCUAAAGUAAUGAUGGAAGAAGGUAGAAGCAAAGGAUUUGGAUUUGUGUGCUUUUCUUCACCUGAGGAAGCAACCAAAGCUGUGACAGAAAUGAAUGGACGUAUUGUUGGCUCGAAACCACUGUAUGUAGCAUUAGCUCAACGUAAGGAGGAUCGUAAGGCUCAUUUAACCUCCCAGUAUAUGCAGAGAAUGGCUAAUAUGCGUAUGCACCAAAUGGGUCAAUUUAUCCAGCCAGGAGCUUCAGGAGGAUAUUUCGUACCAACUAUCCCGCCAACUCAGCGUUUCUAUGGACCGGCACAGAUGACUCAAAUUAGAACCAGUCCAAGGUGGCCAGCUCAAACUCCUGUUAGACCGUCUGGCCAAGGAGGAGCGACUGCUUACACUGGCAUGCCUAAUACGUACAGAGCUGCUGCAAGGCCACCAAAUCAGUCGACAGGCAUGCGCAGCAAUAUUAGUGUGCCAAGGCCGAUCACAGGACAACAGCCGCCAAAUAUACAAGGUCGUUCGCUUCCAGGACAAAGUGUAGUUACCACUGCUGGAAAUCGUACCCCUAACUUUAAAUACACCUCUAACAUGAGAAAUCCACCUCAGGGUUUGGGACUGCAGGGAACCGCAGCUCCUGUCCAGCAAGCUGUACACAUCCAAGGACAGGAACCAUUAACAGCAAGUAUGUUAGCUGCAGCUCCACCACAAGAACAGAAGCAAAUGUUGGGCGAAAGAUUGUUCCCACUUAUUCAACGUAUGUAUGCCGAUUUGGCUGGCAAAAUUACCGGCAUGCUGCUGGAAAUUGACAACACGGAAUUGUUACAUAUGUUGGAACACAACGAAUCACUUAAAAAUAAGGUUGAAGAGGCUGUGGCUGUGUUACAAGCUCACCAAGCUAAGCAAGCUGCAAGUAUAAAGAAGGAAUAAAUUAAAACCACGGCCUUGAUGUGCCCAAACACAGGGAUGAGAGGAAUAAUAAAAAAUAUAAAAAUUGUAAACUUGUCAUAAGACAAAAAAAAAUUAAAAUAAAAAAUGAAAACUAUACUGCUUGCUUAACACUUGGUUGAGCUUGCUCAUAACUAUCUAUUUGGGUAUCUGUGUUAUUUUUGGGUAUGUCAAGGCCACAUCUUGAAACGAGCGAAAAUUAAAAAUCAACGUUUUUUUCCUUUGUUGAUUUUUCUGAGCCGUCACUGGGCCAUCGGAGGAUUUAUCAGUUGUAGUUUUUAAUUUUCGCUUAGUUUUAAAAUUUUACUCAGUUAUAUAUUUAUCAUUAAUAAAUUAAAUUUAUAGUUUCCUGACGUUGAUGACUUUAUAUUGCAAGUAUUUUUUGCUUUCCAUUCUAAUGGGUCUUGCAUUAUAAAGGUGGCAUUAAUGUAUGUUUCAAAUAGUUCUUAAUGAAGUUUUUUUAUCUUAUAAGUUACUUUGACAUUAUUUUCUACUCGUAAUAUCCAAAACUGUAAGUUGUAUAAUAAAAUUAUUCAUUUCUUGUAAUCACUAUAAUUUUAUGGUUUGUGGAUUUUUAUUUCCUAAGGGAGAAAUAAAUGUGUAUUAAUUCA